AUGGACAUCAAAUCCGAGAGCUCGGUGUUCAAGAGCCCAGACCCAGAGAAGGCCUACAAGGGGGCUCAGACGCAAACCAGUGUUUCUUCAAAUGCGACUUUGGACGAUGCGUUGGACCAACUCGAAAUAUCCACCAAAGACGCCGACGAAGCUUUUGCCUACUUGAAAGGCCAUCCGAAUGCUGAUGCCGUUCGACAAGAGGCCAUUGCUAUUUUAUCUGAUCCUAAGGCGACAAGACGGCUUUUGCGGAAGAUUGACUUUACGAUCGUUCCUUGUAUGAUUGCGGUGUACUUUCUUCAGUUUCUCGACAAGACAACCAUUUCAUACGCUGCCGUGAUGGGUCUCCGUGAGGAUACUCAUCUCGUGGGUCAGGACUACAGCAAUAUCGCGAUGAUGUUUUAUAUAGGGUUCUUAGCAGCAGAAUUCCCGACGCAAUAUUUGGCUCAACGCAUCAGUCGCCUGGGUAAGUAUCUGGGUGCGAAUGUCAUGAUAUGGGGGGCGGUCUUGGCCUGUAUGGCCGCCUGUACCUCGUAUGCCGACCUGAUGAUCUGCCGGACAUUUUUGGGAAUUUUCGAAAGCCCGGUUGCGCCGAUACUCGUGUUGAUCGUGUCGAUGUGGUACAAGAAGGAAGAACAAGCUCGCCGCGUUUCGGCCUUCUAUGUGUGCAACUCCAUUACGCAGAUCUUUGGAUCCGGCGUCGCAUAUGGGGCGAGUUUUUCGACGAGUCGAUUCGCUAGCUGGCGGAUAUUUUUCCUCACCAUUGGAUUAAUGACGAUUGUAUUGGGGUUUUGUGUUUUCAUGAUCCUGCCGGACUCUCCAGUCAGGGCCGUCCGAUUUACGGAAGCGGAGAAAAUUGCCGCCUUACUUCGUGUCAAGGAGAAUCAGUCGGGCACCCAAAACGCGAAACUCAAGAAGUCACAGGUGAUUGAGUCGCUCAAGGACAUCCGGGCCUGGCUAGUCUUUCUAUCCGUGCUUCUGACGUCUAUCCCAAACGGCGGCCUAUCCAACUUCUCGUCAAUCCUACUUACCACGUUUGGCUACAGCAGCCAACAAGCUUUGAUCCUGAACAUGCCUUCAGGGGCCGUAGGUAUUUUCGUGGUCUUGCUAUCAGGCUAUCUCAGUGACCGUUGGAAUGACCGUUCGUUGGUUAUGCUCAUCUGUUUGAUUCCGACCAUCAUUGCUGCCGGUUUGAUGUAUGGUCUCGACCCGGACGGGAUACCCAAAAACAAAGGCGUCCUAUUAUUUGCAUCUUACCUUAGUGGUACUUUUGGUGCUGCUUUUAUGCUGUUACUGGCUUGGAAUGCAUCCAAUCUCGCCGGCCAUAGCAAAAAGGUCACCGUCAAUGCCUUGACUUUGGUCGGCUUCUGCACCGGCAAUAUCCUGGGUACGCAAACUUUCCAGGAGAGUGAGGCGCCGGGCUACAAGAGCGGAAAGAUCUCGAUUGUCGCGUGCCUGGGCGCACAAGUGUUGGUGUGCUUCGCCUUGAGAUACUGUAACGAUCGUCUCAACCGGAGAAACCAACGCAUUCUCGAGAACAUGAGCGAGGAAGAGAAGACGAUAGUCCGAGAGAAGUUGGCUUACAGCGACGAAACGGACCUACGCAACCCAUUUUUUGUAUAUACCCACUAA
Messenger RNA from Rhinocladiella mackenziei CBS 650.93, 1629 nucleotides. RefSeq lists its product as uncharacterized. Gene Ontology annotation, cellular component: membrane. Gene Ontology annotation, biological process: transmembrane transport. Gene Ontology annotation, molecular function: transmembrane transporter activity. The transcript is spliced from 3 exons. The record is from RefSeq and is a predicted model, not a curated record. The coding region runs from base 1 to 1629 and encodes 542 amino acids. NCBI's taxonomy places the organism in Eukaryota, Fungi, Ascomycota, Eurotiomycetes, Chaetothyriales, Herpotrichiellaceae.